Guillardia theta CCMP2712 is the source of this 3621-nucleotide messenger RNA. RefSeq lists its product as hypothetical. The record is from RefSeq and is a predicted model, not a curated record. Bases 1 to 3621 code for a protein of 1206 amino acids. The transcript has 2 exons. NCBI's taxonomy places the organism in Eukaryota, Cryptophyceae, Pyrenomonadales, Geminigeraceae.
AUGAGGCGUUUACAGCGAUCGGGGGCAUCCUACCCCUGUGCGGAGAUCCUUGUUUACUUCACGGAGGGCUCCAACUCCGAGACGUUGAGUCCUGGCCCUCUCUACUGGCCAGGCGAUCUUUCGUACAGCAAGGGUGCUCUUCGCAACUCUGCGGAGCAGGUGACCAAGAUUGACUAUCUUCUGCGCUCGGGGUUUAGCGACGGAGUGUACGGUGUUUCAACGGCGAGUGUAGCAGUGACCACCUUCCAAGGGGUGUCGGCUCGCAGAGCAGCAGCGACCACCAAGAUCUUGACAGUAGGAUCCACAGCAGGGUUUAACGCCAACGACUACAUCAAGAUCAAGAGCGAGAUUUUGCUCAUUGACUCUGUGCUCACGUCUACGACGCUGUCGGUGUACAGAGGGCAGUUCAACACCACCACGGGGACUUACGGAGUCGGAACCAUCGUUCGGACUUUCAAUCCAGGAUCGGUUCUGCUACAAGACGUCUCCUCCACUGCGACCACCUUGACGUUGACCAAAGCAACUCAGUUCAGCCAGGGCACAUAUGUCCUGAUCAACAACGAGAUCAUGUUCAUCUCAUCAGUGCCAUCGACGGGAACCAGCUUGACCGUUCUCCGCGGACAGGGCGGAACUCUCCCUGCUUCGCACAAGACAGGCGCGGUGGUGGGCAAGACAGCGUUGACAUUGCAGCUUCCUCUCGCAUUGAGGGCCGGUGUGACUACAACGCAGACAAGCAUCAACAUCACAGACACCAGCUCGUUGUUUGCGGGUGCCUACAUCACGCUGGGUAACGAGAUCAUGAAGGUGACUGAGAUCUCUGGAGAUCUGGUGUAUGUCACCAGAGGGGAGCUAGAGACAACACCGGCGGAGCACGCGGCUGGAACAUUGUUUUCCACUACCAAGCCCUCCGCACUUGGUACGACCAUCACUCGGCGGGGCAUGGUGCUCGUAUCUAAGGUCGCUUCUGCAAGCGAUCCGCUGAUCCAGGUGAAGGACCCCGUGCUGGGGUCAUCUUCCAGCGGAUUUCAGGCUGGAGACUAUGUCCAGAUGCUGGGAGAGGUCAUGCUCGUGCAAUCUGUUGUCUCUUCGACCAGCGGAUACCUGAUGCAGAACCUGACGGUUGUUCGUGGACAGCAGUCAACCACGGCCGAGGCAACCGCAGAUGCUGGGACGCCUGUCACGUACGUCUUCAACCCCAAGACUCUCACAAAAACCAUCGCUGCAAAUACCGCCAUCACAUCGAGUGAUUUGUCUGACAUGAAUGGGAUCGCUGCAGGCGACUACCUUUUGAUGACAUCUGGGACUCAGAACGAGGUGAUCAAGUAUCUGGGAGGCUCCAGCUUCGCUCGAGGACAGGCCAACACAACCGAGGGAGAGUUUCCCCAGACUGGAACUGUCAUCCAGAAGGUCGACAAAAUGCCAACCUUGGUCAAAUUCAUCAACGACACUGUAUCCACAGCCGUCAAUCAAACGACAGAGUUGACGGAUAUUACUUUAAAGCAAUUCGAGGGGAUCAGUGCGGGAGCGACGGUGGUCAUCGACGCACAGGUGUUCAAUGUUACGUCCAUCGACGCGGCAAAUAGCAAAUUGAAUCUUGUGUCCAUGUAUCCGCAGACCCAAUCGGUGAGUACAACCAACCGGCUGGUAAUCCCUGCCGGAACCAAGGUCUAUGUUGUUCAGGAUGCCAGACUCUUGAGCCAAGACAUGGCAGCACACGACACAGUUGUCAACUUGUACGGGGACGUGAGUUCUACUUACAGCGCUGGGGACUUUGUUCGUGUGGAUACGUAUCAGGGCACCUCCGAGAUCCUCCAGGUCACGGGUGUAUCCGGGUCAUCUCUAACAGUGGUUCGAGGAAACCCCACUCUCACUCACACCAAGAACGAGUCUGUGUUGUACAUGUACAACAAGGUUGGGGUGUUUGAUGUUUCUACCUUUGUUGCUGGUGACUACAUCAAGGUGGGACAAGAGCUGGAUCAGGUGCAGGCGGUGGGUACUCAUGAGUUGACAAUCAACCGCAUCAGUCCUUACAACACGUGGUCCUUCCAUGAGGGAUCUGACUUGGUAACCCUGCAGCAGAAGACCAGCUUCCAGAAGACCACCCUUGCAGUUGCUGUGAACAGCUCCUUGACGAGCGUUAUCUUGACGGACGCAUCCGGGUUCAAGCUGAACGACUACAUUCAAGUGUCGAACGAGCAGCUGCAGGUUGUCAACAUUAACGGAAACAACCUGCAGGUGUCAAGGGCUCAGCUCGGUACCACAGCGUCUGCACACAGCGCUGGGGCGACUGUCAAGUGGGUAUCGUCCCCGACAGUAUCCUCGACGAUCCAGGCAACAAGCUUUGCAAGGAGGUCUAUGCACUUGAGGUAUGUUGCCCAGUCAAGCAGCAUUACUCUCCCUGCCGGGAUCACGCGCAACGUUUGGGCGGAGCUGGACCAGGAGAUCUUUUUCGUCCCAGGCGCCGGAGAUGUGGCGGCAGCCAACCGAGGCAGACGUGGCACUACAGCCGCGGCGCACACGAAGAACGUGCCUUACAACUUCCCGAACAACUUGUUCUCGCUGCAGUUCAACGUGAAGUCAGCGUAUCCCGGUGCCACUGGCUUCUCAGCUGUCCCAGUGUACGGGAUGAGCGCGGGUGGUGUGUACACCGUGUCUGGAUUCUCAGUGCGCAACAUGGGGAGUGGGGUCACGACUGACCCGACGCUGCAGCUGACCCUCAACCGUUACGUCGAGAACGGCGAUGGCAGCAACCUGCCUGGUGUGACAGGCACUUCCUACUCCUACCAGACUUUCACCAACCAGGUCUUCUUGAGCGUGGACAUGACCAACAAGUUCACCCAGAGGCUGAUCAGGCCCUCGCUCCUCUACCCAGAGAUCUACAAGCCCUCGCAGUUCCCGGCAGACCCUCUCUACUUCCAGGACCUCAUGGACGGUUUUGACACGGCGUCAGGCAGCAGCCUCUUGUCUUCCACCUCCAGCGCCAUCAACGCAAGCUCUGCCAACGUGUACGAGCCCGGGUCGCCAGUGUGGGUGCUGGACUCCUUCGGUCAGAUGCUCGGCGAUCAGCCGGUCCAGCAGCAGGUGUACACGCUCAGCAGCCCUUACGCCUACUCGAUCUCGAACAAGCCCUCCGUGCUGGACUCGACCUGGACAGCACCGUCGUUGAUGAUUGUGUCGACGAGCUCGGCGACAUCGGCAAGCCUGUUUCUGAACGACACGCUCAUUGGCAAGUUCGCCAACGGACAGACUCGGGCUGGUCUCUCAUCGAGCACGAGGAUGUUUGUGUGGAAGACUGAUCCUCGCAAGCUCGCUGUCUCGAUUGCUUCUUCCUCCCCGAGCGGAGGUGCCACCACCACCACCACCACGACACCAGGGUCAAGCACCAACGUCGGCGCCAUCGUCGGCGGAGUGAUCGGAGGAGUAGUCGGUGCUGCCCUGCUCGGGUUCCUGGCCUACAAGUUCCUGGCCCCGGCUGCCGUGGCUAAGCCUCCCGUGGAGGAGAUGGUACCCGUCUACCUCCCACAAACCUACCCCGUCCUCCCCGUCGACUACGCCUCCGCUGCUCCCAUGCCCGUGCAGACGCCCGUGUACGGUCAGCAGCCGAUGGCGUAUGGAAUGUAA